UCUGCAAGACGUGCUGCGAACCGCUCGCGGAAAAGAUCUAAAUUGCUGAUUUCAAUGCUAAGGAUUACGAUGAAAUCGCUUGACAAAAGCAAAUGGAUAUCAAUUAAAAAACCAUGUGAUCGCAGUGCAAGUUGUCAAUUCAAACGGAAAAGCGGAGUGGAAUCUGGUUUAAAUAUGCGAAAUAUGUGAAAGGCAAAUAAAAUUAGCCGAGAGGAAAGCCAAAGUCCUCAAGGAAAAUAACUCAAUAAAUAAAAACAAAAGUUUCAAAGCUGUAUAAUUAUUUCGGUGACAAGUCAGUGCACAAAAAUCGAAAUUUCGCUAAAAAAUAUUUCGUAACAAAAACUGAGUGAUGAAUAAAUAUAAAGAAGUCAUAAAUUAUACUAAUGAAAAAUAAGUUGUUUGAUAAAAAAAAAUUUAAACAAUUAUAAAGUAGAAAUGUCAUUCAUUAAGAACUAAUUUCCCUAUCAAAUGAAAAUAACAGAAAUUAACCAUUCUUUGCCUUAAGUGUAUGUGCACUGAAUUGUGUCAUUAGGAAACAAGUUUAUUUUACAAAGAAAAUAAAAAAAAGUCACAAACUGUGAAAUCCAAUUAAAAAUGAAACAUCUCGUCGUGCUUUGCAUAUUUUCACUCUUUGCCAAAGAUGCUCAAACAUUGCUUCUAAGCCAAAUGGAUUGGAAAAAUCUGCGCAACAGUGGAGCCUUGGACCUAAAUGUACUGCGUUGCUUUUUGCGCGACAAAAACUUUUGUCCCAGUCCACAUAUCGAUCACCGACUGUAUGCUCCCAAUGGACCGCGACGAGGAAUUGCAUUAAAUGUGAAGAACCCACUGACUUUAUACAAAGGUGGUUUCAGCAAGAGCCGCGAAACCGUUUUUAUUAUUCACGGAUUCAAUGGGACGGCCAUCGACAUUCACCUCCAAUUUCUACGGGAUGCAUAUUUAUCGCGCGACUUUAACGUCAUCACCGUGGACUGGCGACCCCUGACCCGCUAUCCGUGUUACCUCCACUCGCUCAUCAACACCAGGCUUACGGCGCAGUGCACCGCCCAGAUCUACGCCUUCCUGACCCACUACGGAGCGGCUCGUGAGCGGAUCACCUGCGUCGGCCAUUCGUUGGGCGCCCACAUCUGCGGCAUGAUCAGCAACCAUCUGACGCGAAAGCAGUACCGCAUCAUUGGUUUGGAUCCCGCCCGGCCGUUAAUAGAGCGCAAGAAGAGCAACACCUUCCGGCUUUCGAUCGACGACGCCAACGUCAUCCAGGUGAUCCACACCAAUGCAGGAUUCCUGGGCCAGGAGGACAACACCGGGCACCUUAACUACUGCGUCAACGGAGGACGCAUCCAGCCCUUCUGCAAGGGAAAUCCCAUCAGAAGGUCACGUUGCUCUCAUUUUCUGAGCAUCUGCUACUUGGCCACGGCCACUUUUAAGCACAAGAAGUUCAUGGGGGUUCCUUGUCCUAACGGUUGCCUGAAUCUCAGUGGUUCCAAGAGACUGCCCGUUAGCGGAAAAGUAAAUCCCUUCGAGUUCGCCUCGCUGCUGAGGGAGUACCACAUAGGCAACGACGCUCCCGAUGACGCCCGAGGAUGCAUUUGCAUAGAUGUGCCGUAUGCCAAGCACUGCCCCUUUACGGACGCGUAG
Molecule: messenger RNA, 1635 nt
Organism: Drosophila takahashii
Lineage: Eukaryota; Metazoa; Arthropoda; Insecta; Diptera; Drosophilidae
Product: lipase member H-A
Biological process (GO): lipid catabolic process
Molecular function (GO): lipase activity
Source: RefSeq, a predicted model, not a curated record